Clonostachys solani is the source of this 1440-nucleotide messenger RNA. Lineage: Eukaryota; Fungi; Ascomycota; Sordariomycetes; Hypocreales; Bionectriaceae. The record is from the annotation of a GenBank genome assembly.
AUGACUUCGGUUGGUGUGACCUCUGAGCCCGCGGAAGAAUGGGAGUUCUUCCGCUUGUGUCCGAUAUGCCGGAAAGCAUUCGUGAAAGAUCACUCGUUUAAGCGACACCUCUCGUACUGCCGCAGAGCCCAGUUCAAGCGCAAGGGCCGACCAAAGCCAUGCGAUGCCUGUGCAUUGGCCAAAACUAAAUGUAGCCUGGAUGAACCGACUUGUCAAAGAUGUCGCUCAAAGGAUCUGCCAUGUGUAUAUGGUGCAAAGCUUUUGGAAGGACUCUUUUCAGACCCUGAUUUGCAAAAUGGAACCCCAUUUGGAAAUCCGAGCAACCUGCAUUUUGAGCAAAUGUUGACCACUGGAGACCCCGCGACGGAUUUGACUGGGACUUUAGAUCCGCUCGCAGAAUCCAAUACUCAUCCAACACUGUCACAGAGUAGCUGGCCCUUGACGUCUUCUCACAUUUCGAAUAAACAAGAAAGCGUGGCGAAACCGACAAGCGCAGCCUCUGAGACCCUCCAGAGCUUAGUUGCCUUGCCUUUUAAUGAAACUGCACCCGCUCAGUCAGCUGAGCGAGUCGACGAGCCAGCAACUCUCACAGCACUGAAGCAACCCAACCCGGAAGCAGAAGCCAGUGCCACCAUCGUAAUGCACUGUAUACGCUCUUAUCCUCAGAUGAUGCUCCGUCGACAGACCUUCCCACCAUUCAUUCAUCCUCAUUGGCACACGGAAAAGCUACCCGAGAACCUCGUUAACUGUAUGAGCAUUGCGCAGUUAUUCGUUACCCGAACACCGGAGAACAGUCACUUCCUGUGGCGAACCAUAGACAACGAAGUGAGCCGCUUUAAGAAUGAGGCCAAUGAAAUGGACGUAAGAGUGGUUCAGACAGCAGCGCAGGCCACAUUGAUCUAUCUGAUCAUGUUGGCUGUAGACGAGGCCGAAGACAUGUCAAUCCGGGGCACUCGACUUUUAGAAGUGUUUCAGAUUCUGUCCUUUCGGACAAGAGACCUUUGUGGUGGACGCUUCUUGGCCCCUCCUGAAUGCACACAUCCCAGUCUCAGCUGGGAAGAGUGGAUAUUUUCGGAAUCGAGGAGACGAAUUAACUGCUUUUAUUUCGCCAUUCGCGAAGUCAUACAAGCAAAAGCCGAAAUACCUUGCGUCCCCCCUGGUGCACAUCGCCAGGUGGCACUUUGUUCCGCCAAAACAAUGUGGGAAGCAAGAUCUGGUGAGGAGUGGGAGGAAGAAAGGGCUAUCCAGAACAUGGGACGACUGCAUAUCGAUCUUUGGAACCUUGGAGCGCUUCUGGAUGCUCAGCGGCACCCAGAGGAUCCAAUGUCUGCCCAACUGCUUGAGAUUUGGGGAGCCAAUACAGAUAAAAUGGGGGUGCUUAUGAGUGUGGUGGCAGUUAUUAUAAACCAACAAGAAAGUCAACUAGUGGAGGAAAAUUGA